GCGAUUGAUAAGAGAUCAGCUUUAUUUGGCUGAAACCGCAGGUUCUAUAUUAACGUAUGAUAAAAAUGUAGACCUAAAAUAACUUUCCGUCCGUUUAAUGAUAACUGCGCAUUCAAGGCCUACACAAACAGAUGUGAAAGUGUUUUUAAAGAUUUUACAACGUAUCAUUUUUGCAUUUUCACGUUUUAGUUUCCAAUUGUCGUGGAGACAGUAUACGAUUGUUCUCCCAUCACCACCCUCGGCGCGUUGUUCGCCGAUGCCUACGUCAUCCUCCGCCCUACGUCAUCCGCCGGGCGCUCAGACCUCUGGAGCUUCGAGGCUCGAGACGCUGACUGCCACUCUGCUGCAGGACCACCGAGGACUAACUUGGACCACCGAGGACCACCCCGUCACCCAGCGGGACGUUGCCUGGUCUCAUCACUUCCUUCCACUACUUUCUUAAAGCCGUCGGGAGUUGAACUGGAUUAAGCAGCAGCAGCAGCACAGCAGCGGCUUCCCGUCCCGUCCCCUCCACGCCGCGCCCUCCCGGUCUCCGUGGACCUCUGACCUGUCAGGACCCGGACCGCCAGGCCCCGGACUGCCAGGCCCCGCUAGGCGUGCCCGGCCGUGAGGAUGGCGAACCCCGCGGAGUGCACCAUCAAGGUGAUGUGCCGCUUCAGACCGCUGAACAAGUCGGAGGUGGCCCGCGGAGACUCGUACAUCCCCAAGUUCCAGGGGGAGGACUGCGUGUUGAUCACGGGCAAACCGUAUUACUUUGACCGCGUGUUCCAGUCCAACACCACUCAGGAGCAGUUCUACAAUGCUGUCGCUCAGCAGAUCGUCAAAGACGUGCUGGACGGUUACAACGGAACCAUCUUCGCCUACGGCCAGACCGCCUCGGGCAAGACACACACCAUGGAGGGCGUCCUCCACGACACGGACAUGAUGGGCGUCAUCCCCCGCAUCGUCCAGGACAUCUUCAACUACAUCUACUCCAUGGACGAGAACCUGGAGUUCCACAUCAAAGUGUCGUAUUUUGAGAUCUAUUUGGAUAAAAUCAGGGACCUCAUGGAUGUAUCGAAGACCAACCUCUCCGUGCAUGAGGACAAAAACCGAGUGCCUUACGUGAAGGGCGCGUCGGAGCGGUUCGUGUGCAGCCCGGAGGAGGUCAUGGACGCGAUAGACGAAGGCAAAAAUAACCGCAGCGUGGCCGUCACAAACAUGAACGAGCACAGCUCCAGAAGCCACAGUAUCUUCCAGAUCAACAUCAAGCAGGAGAACGCCCAGACAGGCCAGAAACUCACCGGCAAGCUCUACCUGGUGGACCUGGCCGGCAGUGAAAAAAUAGGUAAAACGGGAGCGGAGGGCACGGUGUUGGACGAAGCCAAGAUGAUCAACAAGUCGCUCUCGGCGUUGGGGAUCGUUAUCUCGGCCCUGGCCGAGGGCUCGAACUACAUCCCGUACCGGGACAGUAAGAUGACCCGGAUCCUGCAGGACUCCCUGGGGGGGAACUGCCGGACCACCAUGGUCAUCUGCUGCUCGCCCUCCGCCUUCAACGAGGCCGAGACCAAGUCCACGCUGCUGUUUGGACAGAGGGCCAAGACCAUCAAGAACAGCGUGACGCUGAACGUGGAGCUGACGGCGGAGCAGUGGAAGAAGAAGUGGGAGAAGGAGAAGGAGAAGAACAAGACCCUGAAGAACACCGUCGACACGCUGGAGAGCGAGCUCCAACGCUGGAGGACGGGCGAGAGCGUCCCCGAGGAGGAGCAGUUCGACAAGGAGAAGGCCAAGGAGGAGGUGCAGGCCGUGGAGAACGUGCUGAACCACGACAAGAUGGCGGCCACGCCAGCGCUGGGCGGGCCCCCCGGGGUGCAGCUCCAGGGGCCGGGGGGGGGCACGUCGGGGGCGGAGCUCAGCAAGCUGUACAAGGAGAUGGACGACAAGGACGAUGAGAUCGACCAGCAGAGCCAGCUGUUGGAGAAGCUGAACCAACAGAUGCAGGACCAAGAGGAGCUGCUGGCCUCCUCGCACCGCGACCACGACAAGCUCCAGACGGAGCUGAACCGGCUGCUCUCGGAGAACGAGGCGUCCAAGGAGGAGGUGAAGGAGGUGCUGCAGGCGCUGGAGGAGCUGGCCGUCAACUACGACCAGAAGAGCCAGGAGGUGGAGGACAAGGCGCAGGAGUUUGAGGCCCUCAGCGAGGAGCUCAACCAGAAGUCGAGCUCCCUUGCCUCCAUCGACACGGAGCUCCAGAAGCUGAAGGAGAUGACCAACCACCAGAAGAAGAGGGUGACGGAGAUGAUGUCGUCGCUCCUCAAAGACCUGGCCGAGAUCGGCAGCGCCAUGGGCACCAAGGAGAUCAAGCAACAGGAGAGCACCGGCGUGAUCGACGAGGAGUUCACGGUGGCCCGUCUCUACAUCAGCAAGAUGAAGUCGGAGGUGAAGAGCACGGUGCGUCGCAGCCGACAGCUGGAGGGCGCCCAGGCCGAGAGCGACCAGCGGCUGGCCGAGACCGAGAAGGAGCUGGCCGCCUGCCAGCUGCUCACCUCCCAGUACGAGGCGAAGAUCCGCUCUCUGACAGAGAGCGUGCAGAUCCUGGAGCAGAAGAAGAGGCAGCUGGAGGAGAGCGUGGACGCGCUCAACGAGGAGCUGGUGAAGAUCAGCGCUCAGGAGAAAGUCCAUGCCACGGAGAAGGAGAAGAUGCAGUCGGCCAAUGAGGUCAAGGACGCGGUGCAGAAGCAGAUCAUGUCCCACAGGGAGGCCCAUCAGAAGCAGAUCAGCAGUCUGCGAGACGAGCUGGACAGCAAGGAGAAGCAGAUCACUGAGCUGCAGGAUCUGAACCAGAAGAUCUCUCUGGAGCAGGAGCGCUUGAGGGCGGAGCACGAGAAGCUCAAGGCUGCGGACCAGGAGAGGAACCGCAAGCUGCAGGAGCUAACGGGCAUUCAGGACCGCCGGGAGCAGGCCAAGCAGGACCUGAAGGGGCUGGAGGAGACUGUGGCCAGAGAGCUUCAGACGCUCCACAACCUCAGACGGCUGUUUGUCCAGGACCUGAACACCAGGGUGAAGAGGAACGCGGACGCUGACUCUGAUGAUACGGGAGGCAGCGCCAUGCAGAAACAGAAGAUUGCCUUCCUGGAGAGCAACCUGGAGCAGCUCACCAGGGUCCACAAGCAGCUGGUGCGGGACAACGCUGACCUGCGCAGUGAGAUCCCCAAGAUGGAGAAGCGUCUGCGUGCGACGGUGGAGCGCGUCAAGGCUCUGGAGCUGGCCCUGAAGGAGGCCCGCGAGGUGGCCGGCCGCGACCGCAAGCGCUACCAGCAGGAGGUGGACCGCAUCAAGGAGGCGGUGCGCUCCAAGAACAUGAGCCGCUGGCGCACCGCCGCGCAGAUAGCUAAGCCCAUCCGGCCGGGCCAGCAGCCCGGGGCCCCCCCCGCCAACCCCGGCGUGGUGCGCCCCAACAGCGUGCAGACCCCCCAGCCCGCCGGGCUCCGGGGCGGAGGGGGCGGAGGGGCCCCCGCCCAGCAGGACAAGAGCAGCUACUCCUACGACUGCUGAGGAGAGAGGCUGCCGGUCGGAGCCAGAAACAAAGGUCAGCCAGAUAGCUAUGAACUACGUCAUCCACAAUGCAACGCUGGACUCUCACCUCGGACCCGCCCCCCCAGUGUAUACAUGGUGUAUAUUGAUUUAAGACUUCGGGAGGGGGGAGGGGCUUAUUUUGUGCCUAUUUAUGGUUUCUAACUCUCAGCCCAUCCAAAGAUCACAUGACUGCCUUGAAAUAUGAUCAUGCAAACUUAUUGAACUAAUUGUGUGUGUGUGUGUGUGUGUGUGUACAGUAUUGCCUAUUUGUUCAACAGAAUACCACUAAGUGAUUGGAUCUGUUCCUUACCAAACGUGAAGUCAGAUCAAUACAGCUGAUUGGCUGAGCUGCACUGUUACCCCACACCUCAGCAGAGUGGUGCAACACUCACAGCAGGGGGCUAUAGUGCCUGACCUCUGACCUUAACCCUGACCCAAACCCUACCGUCCAGACCAGUGUGUGUGUGUGUGUGUGUGUGUGUGUGUGUGUGUGUGUGUGUGUGUGUGUGUGUGUGUGUGUGUGUGUGUGUGUGUGUGUGUGUGUGUGUGUGUGUGUGUGUGUUAAAAUGGUCGGUUCUGCUGUUGUCCUGCAAGACGACCUCACCUCGUACUAACUUUGUGUUCGUACAAGAGUCUGCUUAUCUUCCUCAGGCAGUUCAGACGUCCUCUGUUAACACACACAUCUUGGAGCGGGUUGGAAAGAAUAAAUGAUUGUUGAUCAGUAUUGAUUGUUUGAUUCCGUAAAGACAUAUUCUAUUUAUUCUACUACGUUAAGGUUAGGGGGGCAUAUCUUCUGAACAAAGUAUUUGUUUAACCACAAUAACAACACGGACACUAGGUAGGAGUUAAACAAAGUGUUCUUUAAACAAAGAAAAUCUGAGACUGCUAGUCUAGUAGCAGCUUUAGUUUGUUUCAAUUUGGUGUUAAAAUAAAAGCACUUUGAACAAUCUUCCAAACCAAUGCUGCCUCUUAAGAACCCAACAAUGGAGCGUACCAUUAGGAACAGGUGGACAGUGAUUGGUAUUGUCUGAGUCUUGUCUUGGGUAGAGGCUGAUUCAUGCUUUGUGCCUCCACAACACUGCUUCCAUUUUGCCUUUGUCAUUUUAUACUCAUCUAUUGUAACAAUAAAGCCUUACUGAGAAGCA
This is a messenger RNA of Gadus morhua (Atlantic cod), 4700 nucleotides long. RefSeq names its product kinesin-1 heavy chain. Gene Ontology annotation, biological process: microtubule-based movement. Gene Ontology annotation, molecular function: microtubule motor activity; microtubule binding; ATP binding. The transcript has 26 exons. Lineage: Eukaryota; Metazoa; Chordata; Actinopteri; Gadiformes; Gadidae. Bases 613 to 3534 code for a protein of 973 amino acids. The record is from RefSeq and is a predicted model, not a curated record.